CGUUCUAAACUCCUGAUCCUGGUCCAGUCUUUUCUGUGGCUCCGCUCCGGGUUUUCCCUCCGCCCUCUCUCUGUGUGCUCGGUGUGUGUCGGUGUGCGGAGCGGAGCUCGGUCACAGUGCAGGAGGAGCAGCAGAGUCUGCAGGGCCUGCUGUCUCUGUCAGGGAGGUUAAAUCCGGGUUAUAUCAGCGCGGAGGAGGGAGGACAGCUUCGGGUCUUCAGCUCUGAAUCCUCCGACAUUUAAAUCAGUAUAGAAGCCGCUCCGAGGUGCAGGAGGCUCGGCCGGCUGCGCGCGCUGCGGGGGAUGUGCGCACACAAUGGGAACCGACGCUGUGGCACGGUCCGGGACGCGGCGCUGCAAUAAUGUUUACCCCCCCUGUGUGUGAUGGAGGAGCAGAUCCAGGAGCAGGAUCAGGACAUUUUAGUGGAGCACUUCUUCUGUUCGGACAGUAAAGAGUUUUUCACGCCGGGGGGUCGCCUCAGUGUACCGGGCAGAGAGCUGCUGUGAGCCCGGAGAGAGGAGCGGAGCACACGCCGGUCUGAAUUCCUCCGGGAUAAACACGGAAUGUAUUUCCUGCUGUUUGCACAUCUGGAUGAAGGGAGAGUCGGUUUAUUGCCCCCAAAGCGCUUUGGAACCAGUUAAAGUCAAUGUAAGAGUUUCAGAUUUAAAUGAAAUCAUUUUCAGAUUAAAAGGAGGAUUUCUGCACAUUAAAUACAAACUUGACUCCCUGAUUAGAGUGUUUUCAGUCUGAUAAACUUUGGUGCAGACACUCAAAGGGAGCAGAGGAGGAGAAUCAGUGUGUUUUUGGGAUGUACCUUCUGGACAGCAGCUGCUCUGACAGGAUGGAGCGAGGAACGCCUCAGAGGAAGACGGUCUACAGGAUCUCCCUCACUCUGGUGAAGAGGGAGAGUCUGGACGGAGAGGACGGAGCAGAGAACCCAAAGCUGAGCGCCUUCAGGAAGGAGGGCUCAGUGGACAUCCAGCGCGGCGGGCUGCUGGAGCAGCUGGAGGAGGUGGAGGAUGAGACGGAGGAGUUCUCGUCGUCACACGGCCUCAUGAGGAACUUCAGGACGUUCAGCACGGGGCAGCUGGAGCUGGGCCGCCUCAAACUGUGCAGGAAGCAGCAGAAGGAGCUGAAGGCCAAGGCCGCCAGCCCGGUCACAGAGACUCAGGAGAACAUGUUGGCACAGAGUCCAGGAGACCCUCAGAGGGGGGGCGGGGGGCAGGAAACAGAGGAUUCUCUCAGACUUAGUGAGGAUGUGAACGGUGGAGCUGCUGUGCAGAACGGCAGCGUGGAGAAGAAGAAGAGACUGCUGAAGGCUAAGAGCAUGGAGGAGAGGGGCUGUGACCCCCCUCUGAACGGAGACACUACCAUGUCUCACUCCAAAAGUAACGGGAAAGAGACCCCCCCUAUGAAGCGCCCCCCUGGUCUGCUGCGCCGCAGCUUCAGCUUCAGACACUGGAGCGGUGGUGAGUUGCUGCGUCUGCGAGCGCUGUCUAAAGACAAACACCACAGCAGCUCCGGCUGCAUCGGACACGAUGACGGGGAGGCUCCUGCUGCCAUCCCACCCCCCCGCCUCGCUGACCCCACCCGGGUGAAGAGCAGGACUCUGGAGAUGGGCGCCAUCCUCAAUAAGACGGACUCCAUGUCUGAGCUGAGUCGUGCAGAGAGAGCGCGAGGCAACAAGAACCGGACCCUGGACAACAGCGACCUGCUGCGGCUGGCGGCCGAGAAGGACGGAGCGGGCGGGGGCUUCCUGCUGAGGGGAGGGGGCGGGCGCUCCAGUGAGAGGCGUCUGGUUCGAUUCUUCAGCGGGAUCUUCUCCAGGAGGGAGGGGGGGUCCACCUCCAGUCCGGUGGGGAGUCCCAGUACAGAGCGGUCCUUCAGACGCAGCAGGAGGACGGUUCUGUCCCAGUCCAGCACGGAGAGCAUGAACGGAGGGAGCAGUGAAGAUGCCUUCGUGAACAGUCAGGAGUGGACGCUGAGUCGAACCGUACCAGAACUCAAAGUGGGCAUUGUGGGUAAUCUGGCCAGUGGUAAGUCGGCGCUGGUGCACAGAUACCUGACAGGAACGUACGUCCAGGAGGAGUCACCUGAAGCUGACGUGGAUGCAGGAGGUCGCUUUAAGAAGGAGAUCGUGGUGGACGGUCAGAGUCACCUGCUGCUCAUCAGAGAUGAAGGAGGCCCCCCGGAGGCUCAGUUUGCUCUGUGGGUGGAUGCCGUGAUCUUCGUCUUCAGUCUGGAGGAUGAGAUCAGUUUUCAGACCGUCUAUCACUACUUCAGCCGCCUCUCCAACUUCAGGAACGCCACCGACCUGCCGCUGGUGCUGGUCGGCACGCAAGACGCCAUCAGCUCCGCUAACCCUCGAGUGAUCGACGACAGCCGGGCCAGAAAACUCUCCAACGACCUCAAGCGCUGCACCUACUACGAGACCUGCGCCACCUACGGCCUCAACGUGGAGCGAGUCUUCCAGGACGUCGCUCAGAAGAUCGUGGCGACCAGGAAGAAGCAGCAGCUCUCCAUCGGGCCGUGCAAGUCGCUCCCCAACUCGCCGAGUCACUCAUCUGUCUGCGCCACACAAGUGUCAGCCGUCCACAUCAGCCAGACGAGUAACGGCGGCGGCAGUCUGAGCGACUACUCGUCGUCGGUUCCGUCGACGCCGAGCACGAGCCAGAAGGAGCUCCGCAUCGACGUGCCGCAGACCACCAACACGCCCACGCCCGUCAGGAAGCAGUCCAAACGCCGCUCCAACCUCUUCACCUCGAGGAAGGCCAACGAGACGGACAAGGACAAGAAGGGCCUGGAGGCUCGCGCCGACAGCAUCGGCAGCGGGCGAGCCAUCCCCAUCAAACAGGGCAUGCUGCUGAAGAGGAGCGGAAAAUCCCUCAACAAGGAGUGGAAGAAGAAGUAUGUGACACUGUGUGACAAUGGACUGCUCACCUACCACCCCAGCCUGCAUGACUACAUGCAGAACGUCCACGGGAAGGAGAUCGACCUGCUGAGGACGACGGUGAAGGUCCCCGGGAAGAGGCCGCCUCGCGCCGUGUCCACCUGCGCCGCCUUGCCGAGUCCCAAAACCAACGGGCUGACCAAGGACAUGAGCAGCCUGCAGCUGGGACAGAAUCCAGGCUCGGUGACCAGCAGCUCGUCGGUGUCUCAGAUGGCGAGCGGCGUCAGCUUGGUGUCCUUUAACAGCCGCGGUCUGGAGGGCAUGCACCAGCGCUCCUACUCCGUCUCCAGCGCCGACCAGUGGACGGACGCCACCGUCAUCGCCAACUCAGGAGUCAGCACAGAUACUGGUCUGGGAGACUCGGUGUGUUCCAGUCCCAGUAUCUCCAGCACCACCAGUCCAAAGAUAGAGCCCCCGCCGUCGCCGCACGCCAACCGCAAGAAGCACCGCAGGAAGAAGAGCACGAGCAACUUCAAAGCCGACGGCCUCUCUGGUACUGCGGAAGAACAAGAGGAGAACUUUGAGUUCACCAUCGUGUCUCUGACGGGGCAGACUUGGCACUUUGAGGCCACGUCGUACGAGGAGCGAGACGCCUGGGUGCAGGUCAUCGAGAGCCAGAUCCUCGCCAGCCUGCAGUCGUGUGAGAGCAGCAAGAACAAGUCUCGUCUGACGAGUCAGACCGAGGCCAUGGCGCUGCAGUCCAUCAGGAGUAUCCGAGGAAACGCUCGCUGUGCAGACUGUGAGACUCAGAACCCCGACUGGGCCAGCCUGAACCUGGGUGCUCUGAUCUGCAUCGAGUGCUCGGGGAUCCACAGGAACCUGGGGACUCACCUGUCCCGGGUCCGCUCCCUGGACCUGGACGAGUGGCCGCUGGAGCUCAUCAGGGUCAUGUCGGCCAUCGGCAACGAGCUCGCCAACAGCGUGUGGGAGGCCAACGCCCAGGGAAGCCUCAAACCGGGACCCGACGCCAGCAGGGAGGAGCGGGAGCGUUGGAUCCGGGCGAAGUACGAGCAGCGUCUCUUCCUGGCGUCUCUGCCGGGCACCGAUCUGUCUCUGGGUCAGCAGCUUCUGAGAGCGACGGCCGAGGAGGACCUGCGCGCCGUCGUCCUGCUGCUCGCUCACGGCUCCAGGCAGCAGGUCAACGAGACGUGCGGCGAGGGAGACGGACGCAACGCCCUGCACUUGGCCAGUCGCAAGGGCAACGUGGUCAUCACGCAGCUCCUCAUCUGGUACGGCGUGGAUCUGAUGGCGAGGGACGCCCACGGUAACAGUGCGAUGGCGUACGCCCGACAGGCCAACAGCCAGGAGUGCGUGGACUCGCUGGCUCAGUACGGCUGCCCUGAUGAGCGUUUCCCCCUCAUGGCCACGCCCAACCUGUCACGCCGCAACACCAACCGCAACAACAGCUGCAGCAGCGCCGGGAGCGCCGCACUCAUAUGACCGCCACUUUGACCAUGUGACUCUUUUUAGGACAAACAAACAAACACGGGAGAGUCCUGAACGUUCACUCUGGGAACCACUACCUGUCCUAACUCUAAGCCCCGCCCACAUCACCUGACAGGACUGAUUGAAUCUGAUCACAGGUCAGUGGUGCGUACAGGCUUCAGUCUGGGAGAAGGCAUGAUGGGAAAUGUGGUCCACAAUCAACAGAACUCAGUGUUUAUCUGCAAAGCAUCCUGGGAAAGAAUCACAUGACUGAUGACGGCCAAUGGCGGCCAUCUGAAGCUCUUGGGACAUCAUACCUCAUCAUACAAAACAAAACACUACGAGACCAUUUCCUGUUCACACCUCCGAGACUGGGGCAGCAUCAUCACCCAACAGCCAAUCAGAAUCCUCCAAACCUGUAAACUCGUAAAACAUAUCACCUGUUCUCUGAAAAUCCAAGAAACUGUGAGAAGAAAUAUCACAAAGGAAAGAAGGAGGGGGGGAUGGGGGGAGGGGAGGGGAAGGGGGGGUGGGGGGGGGCGUCCAUGAACACUGAGUGCUCACCUGCACAUCAUCAUCCUCCUCCUCCUCCAUGACUCCGCCCCCCGCAGCGUCACCUGGUUUUUAUCUUUUAUUUUGAAAUUCUGUGAACUCUCCUGCCUUUACAUUUUCUUUUAAUGUGAAAAAUCUCGAUGUAAAAAAAAGAAAGGAGACGAGUGGUUAGAGGUAAACCGUGAUAGAUCGCAUGACCUAGACUCUUUCUUAGGAUUGUGUGUGUUAUAACCUCCAUGUGCAGUGCUGGACCAAUCCUUCAAGUGUCAACACGUUCUUUCUAUUCAGGUGUAAAAAGUCAAAGCGUGUACAGAAGCUGUUUUCAGGCUCAGGGACCGGAGACUGUCCAUAACCCCCCCCCCCCCCCCCCCCCCCCCCCCCCCCCCCCCAUCGCCUUUAGAACCAGGAGGCCCGGUGGAGAUGUUCACAUCCUCGUCCAGUAACGUUAAGGUCAUUUGCCCCUGAAGUGAAACAGGAAAAAAAAGGAAAAGGAAGCAGCUAAGAAACAAACAGAGCUUAAAGGGAAUAAUCUGCUGCUUCUUCUUCUUCUGGGGUUUUUAAUCUGCUGUCAGCUCCGACCAAUCACAGAGAAGAAGACAGGACAGAGGAGUUACAUGUUCAUUGUAUUAUUUCAGCCGGUAGAUCACAGACUCACUUUCACUGUUCAAUAACAGAGAGUCAUUCAGGUCACUAAAUCAUGUUUCUGUUUGUAAUGUUUGUGUCCCGUCCAAUCAGACGGUCUCCCUGAUCUGCUCAGCGAAUCACUAAGAAGGGCUUCCUCUUCUUCUUCUUCUCUGUAAACCUCCUCGUUGUAAAUAUUCUCUCCUCUCUCCUUCACGUUCUCUCUCUCAGCUAUGAUGGUGAUUUAUUCUAAUGUGUGUUUGUGUAGAGAAACAAACGUCAGCAUGGACUGAAUGUUUGUGUCUUGGUUCAGGAAGGUGAACUUUAGCAGGUAGCGCCACGUCUAAAGCAGCGGGUCCCAACCAGGAAGUCUUUGCAGAACUUCAGUCUGAACGUCAUCAGUGAAAAACAAAAAGUUUAAGGCUGUAAGAAACUCAAACCGACUCCGAAAGGAUGACGGUUGGACAUGUUUGAGCUAGAGUCUGAGUUUGAUUAAAGACGUCGCUUUCAUGGCGUCAGGUUUGAGUCUCGACUAAAUUUGUGAAGAUGCAGUCUGAAUGAGGUCGUUUGGGUCAGAAAUAAGUCUGACUGUAGAGACGUUUGAGUGAAGACCUGAUCCUCAUUGGAACUAGUGACCACAUAUCAAAUUGGAGUCUCUUUGAAAGGUAACCUUGGUUUUGACCAGAUCUAAAUGUUUCUGCAGAAAGUGUGUUUUACGCUUGAAGAAGUAAAGCACCGUUAAGUUUGGGAGCCACUGGUUUAUUCCAGGUGUCAUCACAUGUAGAAACAAACCCUUUGAAGCAGAUGUGACUGAGCAUUGAUUUCUUUUGGUAGCUUGAAUGUGUAACUGAACGCGAUGUUUAUUAACCCCGAGCGUUAGCGUGAUGGUUUUUACCCUGAACACUAUGCUGAGCAUCAACCUGCUCGUCUUCUUCGUCCUUGUUGUUCGUCCUCAGAUUUUGAAAGUUGCUGCAGAGGUUGAGGAGCAGCUCUCGACCCGCCUGUGUAUCCGAGCAAUAUUCAUAAACACAUCGAUCACUGUCGCUACGUGAAGUCGUACGCUGAUGACGCUGCAAUAUUCCCAUUAAACCACAAUCACUGUUUGUUGUUGAAAGUUAGAAAGGGAAAACAAAACACUUCAACUCUAAGACUUUUUUCUGUUGUACGUUUACAUCAUUGUGUCCAUCCUUUGUUAUUGUAAGUGCCACGCCCCCUUUGCCACGCCAGUCGUCUUAAAGAUGGCCUCCCACAAAAAUACUAAACCAAGGGGUUUGACCGAAACGUGUUUUUUCAGAGUGUUUGUUUUUAUUUUGUUUUAAAUCUGAUUCGAUGUGCGCCUGUAAUGAACCAGGUCAGCAGGUCAAAGACAUCCUUUUAUUUAUGAUGAAAAUGCACUAAAUCAUAUUUAGUCCGACUUAACUCAAACGCUUUCCACUACAUCUUUACCUUUCAACUAAAGUUUGUUGUUUCUCCCACUUCGGAGGCUUCUUGCCGUUUUCUCUGAAUCGACCUGGACUUUUAUUUGUACAGAAUUAACUUAAAAAAAAAAAACAAUAUCCAUUAUGUAAGUUCACCUGAUCAGAGAAACCUCAGGAACAUCGGCUCUUUAAUGAUUGCUAGCAUGAUGUUGUUAGCAUAACUGCUAGCGAACAAGCCAGAAACAACAUGGCACUUUUUUCAGCUUACUAGCUCAGAAAAUUGCCGUGUUUAGACAAAGCUUGAAAAUAUUCGCUUCGGAACGUCUCAGUCAACAUACGCUAACCAUGAUAGCAGCUAGCUGUGUGACCUUAAGCGCUGCAGCCGUGUUUCAGAUAGCGAGGAGAGUUUACACUUCACCUCUGUACAGCUACUGAUCAAACAACACAACUAAUCAAGACUUUAUUUUUUAAUCUUAAUCCAGAGAAACUUGCUUUUUCUUCCUCUAGCCACAGAAACUGCUGAGUCAUCUGUAGCCAAAGCUAACUGCUGCUAGCAGUGAAACAACAAGCAUGGCAGUGCCGUUUCAGAUGCAGGUAAACUGUUAAUACGACCAUGUUUAGUCAGAAGAAGAGCCCAGAGUUUUAUGUUUAAGCUUAAUUGAACAUUAAAAAUUUGAAUUAUGAUAAAGUUAAACAUUUUGAAUCUUCAACUAGCGACCAGUUAGCUUAACUCAGCUAAUAAUUAUGUUUUCUUUGAGUAUCUUUCAGGACCCUGACUCUUUUUACAACAGUUAAUUCUAAAUUAUUGACCCACAUCUGUCUCUUCUUUCAUUAGCAGCUACAGAUUGUUUUGUAAUUUAUUUUGUGAAUUCACAGCUGCUGAGUCGGACUGCAGCUGCUGAGUCAUGCAGUGCGUUAGCAUGGUUAGCUUGAACUUGCAAUCAGACUGCAGCUGCUUUUCCUCUGCCGUCACCUCAACCUGUCCUUUGUCAAAACGCAGCUAAACAUUAAAACUUUGAAACUAUUUAGAGACAUCCUGUGAAGCUCCACUUGCAGCUAGCAAUGUGUUAGCUGAUUUAAGCUAACAAGUGAUAGCAUGGCGCAAUGUGAUUUUUAUCGGCGCAGUUACACACGCUUCAGAAACUGAGCGUGGGAGAUAAGGAUGUUCAACUUUACGAUACUUAUCGAUACCACGAGUUUAAAAUUCUGAUAUGAAGACCCUCGUAGGAGAAGCCGCCCGCUUGUAGAUAAACCUUGUACGCCUUGAAAGAUGCUGGGAAAAUGAGGAAACCACAUUAGCGCUCAUAUUUCUAUUCAACGCUCGCCGCCAUCCGUGCCCACCUCAGCUGUACAUAGACUUCAAAGUACAAACAUGGAGAAAAGACACCUCUGUAUGGUCAACGUCUGGUUUGUAUGCUUGUUUUAGCCUUUCCCUCUUAAGCCCCGCCCACCAGGGCUGUCCUCCACGUUAUUUAUGAACACACCCUGUGAGGAAGACUCCGCCCCCUCAAACCUACCUUUAUGUAUAUUUUUCUCUCCUGUCCAUCCUUGAUUAUUAUGAUUGUUAUGAUUUCAUCCAGAUGCAUUAUUGUUUUUAUUGUCAUUGUUAUUCUAAUUAUUAUUAUUAUUGUUAUUGACUUCUGUUGGCUGUACAGUACCGUUGUUGAGAAAUUUUACUUAAUACAGAGUCUUCUACUGUAAUGUGUCUCUUUUCAAUAAAGACGAGAAUAAUGCUUCGUAAUAUAA
Messenger RNA from Labrus mixtus (cuckoo wrasse), 8712 nucleotides. RefSeq names its product ArfGAP with GTPase domain, ankyrin repeat and PH domain 1 (gene agap1). The coding region runs from base 809 to 4390 and encodes 1193 amino acids. Gene Ontology annotation, cellular component: nucleus. The record is from RefSeq and is a predicted model, not a curated record. Lineage: Eukaryota; Metazoa; Chordata; Actinopteri; Labriformes; Labridae. Gene Ontology annotation, molecular function: protein binding; GTPase activator activity; GTP binding. The transcript is spliced from 19 exons.